AUCGGGCCGGAUCCGUGGCUGGAUCGGGAGGAGGAGGAGGAGGAUUAUCGACGGCUGGAGCACAGGGCAAUGGCGGCAAUUGCCGGAGUCACAGCGGCAGCGGCGGUGGGGGCGGCGGCAGGGAUUUUGGAUUCGACGACAUGGAGGCGCCAUUCGGUCUCUUUGGAUCUUGCUCGUCGAUGGAUCCAUCCGACACCGCGGGAGCACUGUGUUGCACACGAGGUUUUGUAUCGACGAUGGAUUCCCAACGGCUUUGGAGCAACAGAUGGUCGAGUUUCCAGUGGGAAACGCCGAGUACGUGAGACAGUUUCUGCUUCAAUAUAGUCUUCUUCGUAGAAAGGAAGGGUUUGUUCUCCGGCACGACUCUUUGUCUGCUGGAGUUGAUCAAGGAUCAGGAUUUAGUUUUGUCCCAGAACGUGGCUACAACGUAUCUGGUGCAUUUCUCUCCAAACAAAUCGGAGCCGACUUCUCGAGCAACGGCGCGUAUUCCAAGCCUGGACAGGCUAAACUACUCCAGAGCGGCUCUACUGAUGGCACCGACCAGGGAGAACCAUCAGCGGCGCCUGCCAAGCCACCAAAGAGCAACGCUGCAGCCCAGAGAGAGCGAACAGGGAAGCUCAAAAUGUCCGACUUGGCACAACACUUCCACCUGCCUAUCAAUGCCGCGGCCAAAGAGCUGGGGAUUUGCCCCACAGUCUUGAAAAAGAUUUGCAGAAGGAAUGGAAUGAGGAGAUGGCCACACCGCAAGAUAAAGAGCAUAGAGCGUAUAAUCGCGACUUUGGAGCAAACGAUUGCGGAAGGCGCGGGGCAAGGCGACGAAGGCAUCCGGAUGGAGAUUGCGAUGUUGAGAAACGAGAGAGCGCAGCUGUGUGCGGGGCUCUUGGGGCAGAAUUGAAAAGAGGUGGAGAGCGGGGGGAGAAUUGCUGAGCACCUCCUCCUUCGCGUCAAGUGUAUAUAUACUUUGGCUGCUGCGGCGAUCGAUGCUUGUUUGUUACCAUUCUUUGAUUCAUUCGUCAUUGUACAUUCGUGUUUUGUAAAAAGAAAGAGAGAAUUUCUAGUGCUU
This is a messenger RNA of Selaginella moellendorffii, 1063 nucleotides long. RefSeq names its product protein NLP1. NCBI's taxonomy places the organism in Eukaryota, Viridiplantae, Streptophyta, Lycopodiopsida, Selaginellales, Selaginellaceae. Gene Ontology annotation, molecular function: DNA-binding transcription factor activity. Bases 266 to 895 code for a protein of 209 amino acids. The transcript has 6 exons. The record is from RefSeq and is a predicted model, not a curated record.